This is a messenger RNA of Pyricularia pennisetigena, 894 nucleotides long. RefSeq lists its product as uncharacterized. Lineage: Eukaryota; Fungi; Ascomycota; Sordariomycetes; Magnaporthales; Pyriculariaceae. Bases 1 to 894 code for a protein of 297 amino acids. The record is from RefSeq and is a predicted model, not a curated record. The transcript is spliced from 3 exons.
AUGGCCGCGAACCAAAUCAAAACAAUCGUCGCUACAGGCGUCAGCUCGGGUCUGGGAUUCGAGGCAAUCAAGCAACUCUUGUCCUCGACGGCGCAACCAUACCGCGUCAUCCUCGGAGCGCGCAACCCCUCAGCCGCCAAGGAGGCCUUUGACGCGCUCAAGUACGACACGGCGACGCACCGUUUGGAUGUUCUUCCGCUGCAGCUGAACGAUCUCGGCACUGUCCGCAGCUUCGCCAAAGACACGCUGGACGGGCUCGGUUCAGACCCAAUCAACCAUCUCUUCCUCAACGCCGCCGUCGCGUAUGCUGCCGAGCGCAAGGCCCCCAAGGGCAGCGGCAAGUGGUGCGAGAGCUAUGUCGUCAACCACCUGAGCCAGCACUACCUGACCCAUCUGCUGCGGGAGAAGCUGAUCGAGUCGAAGACGAGGGUAGUUUUUGUAUCGUCGGGAGCUUUUGACCAGGUAUCCGACCCGAGCAAGCUCAAAACGAUCCUCAAGGCCGGAUCCGAUGCCGCUGCCAUGAAGACGUACCCGGCAACCAAAUUCACGCAGCUGCUCAACGCGCACUGGUGGAGCCGUCAGCUCCGCCCACAGGGCUGCACCCUGGUUGCGGUAUCGCCGGGCUUCAUCCCGUCGACUGGUCUGGCACGCGAGACGGACUUUGGGGAAAAGUUCAAGAGCCUCCCCGGCGGCAAGUCUAUCCAAGAGGGCGCGGCCAGUCUUUUGGCGGCGUUUACGAGAAACGAUCUCCCCCAAGACCCAGACUUGAUCUUCCUUACCAGCUGGGGUGAGUGGUGGGGUCGCGACAAGUUGGAGAAGACGCUGGAUAAGGGCUUGCAGGAUAAGUGGAGUCCCGGACGGGAAGAGAUUGAGGCGGAGGAGGGGCUUUUGUAA